AUGCCUAGCAGGCAGGAGGUCGCCUACUUCGGCGCGGGCCCUGCCCCGCUGCCCACCUCCGUCAUCGAAGCCGGCGCAAAGGCGUUCGUCAACUACAACGACAGCGGCCUGGGUCUCGCCGAGAUCUCCCACCGGUCCCCGACCGCCAACCAGAUCCUGGCCGACACGAAAGCGAGCCUGACGACCUUGCUUGAUAUCCCGGACAACUAUGAGAUCCUGUUCAUGCAGGGCGGCGGCAGCGGGGAGUUUUCGGCCGUGGUGCAGAACUUAGUCAGCGUCUUUGUCGAGCGCCGCCGCCGGCGGGCCGAGGCGAACAUCCUGAAGGCCAACCCGAACGAGGACCCGGCCCGCGUGGAGGAGCUCGUCUUGGAGCGGCUGAAGAAGGAGAUCGACGAGGAGCUGAAGCUCGACUAUAUUGUAACCGGCUCGUGGUCCCUCAAGGCGUCGCAGGAGGCAGCGCGACUGGUCGGGCCCAAGUACGUCAACGUCGCCGUGGACGCGAGGAAGGCCAACGACGGCAAAUUCGGCAAGAUCCCGCCGGAGGAGACGUGGUCGCUCACGCCGACGAGGCGAGAAGGCGGCAAGGGCUCUGCUUUCGUGUAUUUCUGCGACAAUGAGACGGUCGAUGGCGUCGAGUUCCCGGCGUUCCCCAAGGUCCUGGAACCUCAGGGAGAGGAUGAGGAAGACGAGCGAUUGGUGGUGGCAGACAUGAGCUCCAACUUCCUCAGCAGGAAGGUGGACGUCAGAAAAUAUGCAGUGAUCUUUGCCGGUGCGCAGAAGAACGUCGGUGUAACGGGCAUCACCAUCGUGAUCGUUCGAAAAUCCCUUCUUCCACCGCAGACCGCCACGCCUCCAGCAUCCUUACUCCAGAAACUGAACAUCGGCGGCGUCCCGGGACCCAUCGUGUUCGACUACGCCACGAUCGCCAAGAACAACUCGCUCUACAACACGCUGCCCAUCUUCAACCUGUGGGUCGCGGGCCAGGUCAUGGCGGAGCUGGUCAACACCUUCGGCACGAAAAAGGUCAGCGGCCAGGAGGAGAUCGCUGCCCGCAAGGCGCAGCUGAUCUACGCCGCGCUCGACAAGUACCCGCACGUCUACCACGUCGUGCCGGACAAGAGCGUCCGGAGCCGGAUGAACAUCUGCUUCCGCGUCUACGGCGGCGAUGCCGACAAGGAGAAGGAGUUCCUGGCCGGCGCUGAAAAGCGCCUGCUCCUGGGCCUCAAGGGUCACCGGAGCGUGGGCGGUAUCCGAGCGAGCAAUUACAACGCAGUGCCUCUGGAGAAUGUCGAGAGGCUGGUCAAGUAUCUGGAAGACUAUGCCACUGGCCAGUACUAA
Molecule: messenger RNA, 1338 nt
Organism: Rasamsonia emersonii CBS 393.64
Lineage: Eukaryota; Fungi; Ascomycota; Eurotiomycetes; Eurotiales; Trichocomaceae
Product: Phosphoserine transaminase
Exons: 2
Coding region: 1-1338 (445 amino acids)
Biological process (GO): L-serine biosynthetic process
Cellular component (GO): cytoplasm
Molecular function (GO): pyridoxal phosphate binding; O-phospho-L-serine:2-oxoglutarate transaminase activity
Source: RefSeq, a predicted model, not a curated record